Molecule: messenger RNA, 1098 nt
Organism: Fusarium musae
Lineage: Eukaryota; Fungi; Ascomycota; Sordariomycetes; Hypocreales; Nectriaceae
Exons: 2
Coding region: 1-1098 (365 amino acids)
Biological process (GO): L-leucine catabolic process; ketone body biosynthetic process
Molecular function (GO): hydroxymethylglutaryl-CoA lyase activity
Source: RefSeq, a predicted model, not a curated record
AUGAGUUUCUUGCGGUCCAGCGUCUGCAGAGCUUGUCGCCGUUCGCAGCAGAUUCGCUUGCAUAGAGGCCUUGCGACGGCCAGCAAUCAGUCAUACGACAACCGGGUGAGGCUCGUCGAGGUUGGGCCUCGGGACGGCCUGCAGAAUGAGAAGAAGACAAUCCCGUUGGAGACCAAGAUUGAACUUAUCCAACGAUUGGCCCGAACUGGGGUUUCUACAAUUGAAGCUGGAUCCUUUGUUGCUCCCAAAUGGGUGCCUCAGAUGAGUAACUCCAGCGAAAUAUUACAGCAUAUUCUCAACGGAAAGGUUUCUUCUCCCGGUCCGAUCUCAUACUCCUUCCUAGCACCCAAUAGCAAGGGCCUUAAAUCUGCCGCCGAUAUCCUCAGUGCGAAUAGCGGAAAGUUUGCAACUCAGCUGGAGCCAGCAGCUGGAGCCGAGGCCGCCACCAAGCCAGUUGUUGAAGUCGCAGUCUUUGCUGCUGCUACCGAGAGUUUCACGCAGAAGAACCUCAAUUGCGAUAUCAAGACAUCGCUCGAACGUUUCAAGGAGGUGAUUAGGGAUUCCAAGGCUAUGGGUCUCAGAGUACGCGCCUACAUUUCUGUAGUCUUAGGAUGUCCAUUCGAAGGGUUCGACGUUGAUCCUCACAAAGUGGCCGAGAUCGCUACAGACCUUCUGGAGGCUGGAGCAGAUGAGAUCUCACUCGGAGACACUACAGGAAUGGGUACAGCACCUCGAACGGGAGCUCUCCUCCAAUGCAUGUCUGCAGCUGGAAUUCGAACCGAGGAUAUUGCCAUGCACUUCCACGAUACAUACGGCCAAGCUUUAGUGAACACAGCUGUAUCCUUAGAGCAUGGCAUUCGGACAUUUGAUAGCAGUGUUGGUGGUCUGGGGGGCUGUCCUUAUAGCCCUGGCGCGACCGGUAACGUUUCAACGGAAAACAUGGUUUACUUUAUGGAAACUCUGGGCAUGGACACUGGUAUUAAUCUGGAUGCCAUGUCUGACAUUGGAGAUUGGAUCACAAAGGAGUUGGGUAAGGAAAAUGGCAGCACCGUAGGCAAAGCAGUUCUUGGAGCUCGGACUCGAGCUAUGCAAAACUAA